Messenger RNA from Drosophila willistoni, 545 nucleotides. RefSeq names its product zinc finger HIT domain-containing protein 1. Gene Ontology annotation, biological process: chromatin remodeling. The record is from RefSeq and is a predicted model, not a curated record. Gene Ontology annotation, molecular function: nucleosome binding. Bases 5 to 457 code for a protein of 150 amino acids. Gene Ontology annotation, cellular component: Swr1 complex. The transcript has a single exon. NCBI's taxonomy places the organism in Eukaryota, Metazoa, Arthropoda, Insecta, Diptera, Drosophilidae.
CACGAUGACGGGUCGGGAAUCAAAUCGCAUCAAAGACGCUGAAAAGAAACGUGUUUUAGAUUCCGCUGCACGUCAGAGACGUGCACGUAAAGCUCUUGAGGCUCUUGAACAGGACAAUUUCCAUGAUGAUCCACAUGCUGACUUGGUUAUGUCAAAAAAGCUGCCCAAGUUUCAAGAAAGUAUAAAGAAUUGCAAGGAGAAAAAAGGCAAGCGUAAAGGAGCUGAAUAUUUUCGUGCCAAAUAUCGUAAAAACUUCCAACAAUUACUUGAGGAGGAGAAACAAAAACCGAACUAUGAGAGUGCCGCUGCUCCAGCUCCCAAGAAGCCACUACGCCACUUCUGCGCCGUUUGUGGAAACUUCUCCAAUUAUUCGUGCACAGCUUGUGGAACACGGUACUGUCGUGUACGUUGCUUGCAAACACAUCAGGAUACACGAUGUCUUAAAUGGACAGCCUGAUAUAUGUACCUAUUCUUGUCUGACGGUUGUAGUUUAAGUACUUUAUAAAUAUAAUUAUGGUCUUUUAAUAAACUUGAAUAGUAAUUUA